Molecule: messenger RNA, 928 nt
Organism: Triticum aestivum (bread wheat)
Lineage: Eukaryota; Viridiplantae; Streptophyta; Magnoliopsida; Poales; Poaceae
Product: protein DMP3
Exons: 1
Coding region: 18-719 (233 amino acids)
Biological process (GO): endomembrane system organization
Source: RefSeq, a predicted model, not a curated record
UCCUAGUCGAGCGCACAAUGGCGUCUCCCCCAUCUUCCACCGUGAUCCAGAUGCCUCCAACACCACACAACAACGGCGAACCGACGCUGGCCCCGGCCACGCCAAAGGACGCCGGUGACGUGCCGACCACGGCGCCCGCAGCAGCUGCCGGACCAGCACCCACGGCGACGGACAAGGUGAUGUCGAGUGCGGCGAACCUCGCGCAGCUCCUGCCGACGGGCACAGUGCUGGCGUACCAGGCGCUGUCCCCGUCUUUCACCAACCACGGCAAGUGCUUCUCCUCCAACCAGUGGCUCACCGCAGCGCUGGUCAUCGUCCUCGCCGUCCUGUGCGUCCUCUUCUCCUUUACCGACAGCGUCCUCGGCCGCGACAAAAAGCUCUACUAUGGCAUCGCCACGCUGCGAGGUUUCAACGUCUUCAACUUCUCGGACGAAGAGGAGAAGCUGCAAUGGACUCCCGCCGAGUUCCGGAGGCUCCGCAUCCGGCCGCUGGACUUCGUGCGCGCCGUCUUCACGGCCCUGGUGUUCCUCACCGUGGCCUUCAGCGACGUGGGGCUGCAGAACUGCUUCUUCCCCAACACUGGCAUGAACACCCAGGAGCUUUUCAAGAACCUGCCUCUGGGCAUCGCGUUUCUGUCCAGUUUUGUGUUCAUGAUCUUCCCCACAAAACGGAAGGGCAUCGGCUACAGCGACACCACUCCUCGACAAAAGCUCACUUGAUGUUAAUAUCAGUUGUUUCUGAACAGUUAGAUAGAUUAAGAGUAUACCGUAAAUCGACGUAUAUAGUUACUGUAACUUUGUUGUUUAGAUCACUUGUUUUUUAAGUUAAAAUGUAGUGUAAUCAGGGUAUAGGAGUAGUAUGACUUAUUACAUUUUUUGGGGAAAUACUUGUGUAUUGUUUAAUUUAUUCAUGCAAAAUUUAAUGAAAC